Molecule: messenger RNA, 1533 nt
Organism: Elgaria multicarinata webbii
Lineage: Eukaryota; Metazoa; Chordata; Lepidosauria; Squamata; Anguidae
Product: vomeronasal type-2 receptor 26-like
Exons: 4
Coding region: 1-1533 (510 amino acids)
Biological process (GO): G protein-coupled receptor signaling pathway
Cellular component (GO): plasma membrane
Molecular function (GO): G protein-coupled receptor activity
Source: RefSeq, a predicted model, not a curated record
AUGAUUGUUUUAGUGGACUUGCUGCUGGUACUGCUUCUUCACAUUGCAGACAAAGCUCAGGUUGACAACUGUAGGGUCAGAAAACCUUACCCUCCACUUCACAAGUAUCAUCAGCCAGGAGACCUCCUCAUUGGGGGCAUUGCUUCUUAUAGUACCUUCGUCUCCAGUCCAAUAGACUUCGCUGGUGAACCCACUCCACCAUUAUUGGAGGAACUUGUGGUAUUGCCUAAGCAUUACCAGCACAUCCUGGCUCUGGUAUUUGCAGUAAAAGAAAUCAAUGAAAACCCUCAGAUCUUACCCAAUAUCACCCUGGGCUUCCACAUCUAUGAUAGCUAUGACAAUGCAAUGACCUAUCAUGCCACAAUGCUACUGUUGACUACACUGGAAAGAGUUGUACCUAACUACGUAUGUGAUAUCCAGAAUACUCUAACAGCAGUUAUUGGGGGACUGGACUCUGAAAUCUCCCUUCAUGUGGCAAAUAUCUUAGACAGACAAAAGGUUCCACAGUCCCAGCCUCUUUCUCUUUGUACUGAGAGUUGCCAACCUGGUUCCCACAAGAAAAUGAAGGAGGGGGAGCCAUUUUGCUGCUACGACUGCAUCCCAUGUCCAGAAGGAGAGAUUACAAACCAUGAGGAUAUGAAUGACUGCAACAAAUGCCCAGAAAAAGACUAUCCAAGCAAGGAUCAUGAUUUCUGUAUCCCCAAGAUUGUAACCUUCUUGUCUUAUGAAGAACCUCUGGGACUCAGUCUAGCCUUUUUGGCAUUUUCCUUUUCUUUCAUCACAGCUGUGGUGCUGGGGACAUUUGUGAAACACAACAACACUCCCAUAGUCAAAGCUAACAAUCAGAGUCUCACCUAUACUCUCCUCUUCUCCAUUCUCCUCUGCUUCCUUUCUUCACUACUAUUUAUUGGCCGUCCUCAGAAGUUGACGUGUCUCCUCCGACAAACUGCCUUUGGCAUGACCUUCUCGGUGGCUGUUUCCUGUGUAUUUGCAAAAACCGUUACAGUGGUUUUAGCUUUUAUGGCCACGAGGCCAGGAUCCAGCAUGAGGAAAUGGGUGGGGAAAAGACUGGCUAUCUCCAUUGUUUUUUCCUGCUUUCUCAUCCAAGCAGGCAUCUGUGCCAUGUGGCUGGGAACCUCUCCCCCAUUCCUGGACGUUGACAUGCACUCAGUGACUGAAGAAAUUGUACUGCAAUGUAAUGAAGGUUCUGUGACAAUGUUUUAUUCUGUCUUGGGCUUCAUAAGCUUCCUGGCAAUUAUCAGUUUCACUGUGGCGUUCCUUGCAAGAAAGUUACCUGAUAGUUUCAAUGAAGCCAAGUUCAUCACUUUCAGCAUGUUGGUCUUUUGCAGUGUUUGGCUAUCAUUUGUUCCCACCUACUUGAGCACAAAAGGAAAAUACAUGGUAGCUGUGGAGAUCUUCUCCAUCUUAGCCUCCAGCUUUGGGUUGCUGAGUUGCAUCUUUUCCCCAAAAUGUUACAUUAUUGUAUUUAGACCUGAGCUGAAUAAGAAGCAACAGCUAAUAAGAAGAUAUUAA